UCUCCACUACACAACCAAAAUAACAGAGUGGAGGAUGAGUAAAAUGUAUAAGCUAGUGACAGGAUGAGAGGAGAAGAGCUAUAUAACCUAUAGUAGAGAAAGCUACAGACAGAUCCCUGAAACAUAUAGCGGAAUACCAAUACAUACCAUACCUGGAGGCGAAGGCGUGACAGAGAACCUUUUGGAGCUGCUGUGAACUCCAGCUUUUUGCUAGCCUAGGCAUCAUUCUCCACCAUUGUCCUGGGAGCAAGAGUCUCCACGAGAGAUGACGGAAAUUACAGAUACUGAAAGACUGGCGCUGGCCUGGUAUCUGUGGCUGGCAGUGAGCUUCGCAGCUGGAGUUGAUGAGCACCUUUGUCCUAGAGGAGCACAGGUCCAUCUGGCCAGUCUGAAGUGCUACUGGCUGUCGACGUCAGCAAUGUCAUUGCUAAAGGCGAAGGCUAUCUGUCGUCAGGUAAAUGGUGGUGAGCUAGCCACAGUCAGAAACACUGAAACUGAGAUGUUCAUCCACAACUCCUUCCCAUUAACAUUCCCUGAGUGGGUCUGGGUGAGGAAUGGACGGGGACAAUGGCCUGAGGGGGGUGAGGAUAUAGGAACAGAGAGCCCUCCUGGCUGGGACAGGGAGAGUGUGGGGGGGUGCAUCCUGAUGGCCCAGGGUUCACCAGGAAAGAGGAGGAACACCACAUGUGAUGGACAAUACCUGUUCUUCUGUGAGAAGGCGCUAACAGUCUCCCUGCCUUCACUGGACAGCUACCUCACAGGUGUUCCUCUUAUGUCGGGUGUGUAUGCCAGGUCAGAGCUACAGAUCCUGCCUACAGUUCCAGAAACAGAUCAUCAGAGAGUGGAGAUGCUGCUUUUCCCUGGGUUGUGGUUCAGUAAUGCUGGCCAUGUUGUGUCGGUGGAGCUGGUCAGCCAGCCCAGAGAAGUGUUCACCCAGGUCAGAGUGCAGAUCCUCCGGCCUUACUGCAGCCCCCACCACCAUCUGGUGCCCCCAGGUUGCAGCGCUCUCCUGAACCCGUUCAGCUGUUGUUCUACAGCUCCUCUGUGUAACACUACCGGAGGCUGUUCACUGGGACAGUACUGGUGCCACCUGCUGGAGGCCUGCGUCCCCGUAACCAGUCCCUGCAGUCCCUACAACCUGUCUCCCUCUACAGACGGGCACAGCUACCUCCUCCCCCCCAGAUACUCUGACAUUCCACCCUUCUAUCACCUGGUAGCAGACAUGCCCAUGAGAGUGGGUCCUAGCUCAGAGCCUGCUCAUGUUAGUGUGACCCUGACAGAGAGGGACAUCGGCGUUUACCCAGAUGAUAUUCUGGCAGUCCAGCACACCGGAUUUCCCGGAACCUUCCUGCGUUGUCGCGGCAACGUCUCAUCAUCCUCCUCCCCCUGGCGCCAGAGCUACAUCUCGCUGCGAGGGGCAGAGUCAGGGGGCUGGUUUGAGAGGGGCCUCUCUUCCCCACUGGAUGGAGGACAGUGGGUGGACGGGGUGCUGUGCGACCUACGGGUGUUAUAUGUAGACACGCUACAUGAGCACGGCUUUACUCCCAGUAUGGGCCAGAGUGAUGUCAUGGGCCCCAUUAGUACGACCGUUAGUAUGAUCCCCGAAACCUCAGUUCCUGCCUCGUCAGAAGGUCACGUUUCCGGGCUUUGCUUGAUCCAUCCUCUCCCUGACGGAGACAGAAAAAUCCAUCUCUCAGUUGACACUCCUACACUUAUUGUGGUGAAAAUACUUUCAGGAAAAGGGGCUACCAGCUCCUGGUUAGGACCGGUGGCCCAGACAGGGGUUCCGUUCCUCCCUUCCUGCCCUGGAGCAUUACCUGACACCUGGCCUGGCUGUAGGAAAGACUCCCGUAACACCUGGUUUUCCCAUGUGUCCGUGGUGCUACCAUCAGUGGGUGUCCACACUCUAAAUGUUAGUGCUGUGAAUGAAGUGAGUGAACAGAGUACCAGUGUGCAGGUGUUUGUCUACGAGCCUGUGACUGGACUCAGCAUAGAACCUCAUGGACACCUGAGGAUGCUUGUAGAACUUCCACAGGUAUUCACAGCCAAGGUGAACACUGGCUCCUCAGUAAAGUACCUGUGGGUGGUUGACGACCUGGAGAAGUAUUCCUAUGAGGGAGACACCUACAAUGUUGUGUUCAGGAAGCCAGCUGAGUACAAACUGAAGGUGACAGUCACCAACCCUGUGAGCUCACAGACCGUAGAGGUUACUGUGACUGCUGACACAAUGACCCCUCUGGCCAACCCAGAAUUCCUCUCUGUUAAUGAGGUCAUCGCUGUAGACACCAUACAUCUCUAUACCUUCAGGGUCAAAGCUGACGUCUCCUUAGGCAUUACUUUUAGUUGGUCUUUCGGGGAUGCCAGUGCCCAGAUGAACCACACCUUCCCUGCCCCGUCCGAGUCCCAGGACAUGCCAGUGGAGCCAGGCAUGAGACAGGUGUACGUGGAGGACUCUGUGAGCCACGCCUACCUCCAGCCAGAUGACUACACACUGACCGUACGGGUAUACAACCCAUACGACUGCAUUGAGGGGGCCGUGUCAGUGAGAGUCCGGCCACCGUUGACUCGUCUACUCAUCUCCCCGUCGCCUCCGGUUCCCUCCGUCCAUCAGACCAUUCUUCUAGAAGCCUUUUCACAACCGUCUCCCUACGGAAUCCUUUACACUUGGGACUUUGGGGACGGUUCUGAACAGGUCCAAGGAUCCCCAGGCCAAGUCACUCAUGUCGUUCGCCACACUGGGCUUUAUAACAUGACUGUGCGCGCUAAUAACACCCUGACAGCACUGACCGCCUGGGUGGCUGUGGAAGUGGUAGAGAAGGUCUCCGGGCUCCAGUUGAGCUGUAGUGGACCUAGUGAACUGAAGUCUGUGACUGAAAUCAAGGGCAAAGUGGCUUCAGGUUCGAGUCUUCACUGGGCCUGGGACCUUGGUGACGGGUCUGAACAUAAAUGCAUCACUCACAGCUCGGUCUCCCACGUCUACAAGUCCCCAGGGAGUUACACGGUCAGAGUGACUGUGUCUAAUGCAAUCAGUCAGGCUAGCCAGGCCAUCCAAGUGGAAAUCUACCGGUUGGCCAUCAGUGGAAUUCUGCCAUCAGAGUGUUCUGAGACAGAGAAAGAGAUACAUCUCGAAGCACUGGUGAAUGGGAACGUUUCCCUGUUGACUUUCCAAUGGAUUUUUGGGGAUGGAUCACCUUUGUCAAUACAGAAGGGAAAGUCCAUUGCUUUUCACACUUAUUCAAACCCUGGCAUUCAUAAUAUUAGUGUUACUGUAGUCAGUAAGGUGGCAUCAGUCGUUUAUGAUGGUAAAGCUUGCAUUGAGGCCCUGAUUACUGAGCUAAGCCUUCGACCAUCACAUGAUGUUGUGGCAGUGGGAGAAGAAGUGUGUUUUGAGGCAGUUGCUGACCCAAAAACACAGCCCACGGGCUAUCAGUUCCUGUGGUUUGACCAGACCACCAACAGCUCUCCUGUAAGAGGACUGGCUCAUCAUUGCUCUGUUUAUGAAGAAGGGAUCCAUGAUAUCGCUGUAAUGGCAAGUAACACAGUCAGCCAGAGAACGGCCAACGUCACUGUUUCUGUUCAGAAGCUUGUGACUGAACCUUCCAUAGCAAUUAGUAGUCAAAACCAUACUCUGACUGUCAAUGAGAAGGCUACAUUUUGGGUUAGGAGUUGCACUGGGACCAAUGUGUCUGUGCUGUGGGACUUUGGCGAUGGCUCACCAUGGGCAAAGAGUUCACCAGGGGUAAAUGUCUCUAACGUCUUCACUUCCGCUGGCCGAUUUACAGUCAAGGCUACAGCUUCCAAUGCAGUAAGUCGGGAGUCUGCGACCCUGGAUGUGAAUGUGCUGCUUCCUUUGUCAGACCUGACACUAGAAAUCUGCCAGCCAUUUGCAGAAGUAGGGGAAGAGACAGUCAUAGCAGCAGUUGGAAAUGUUGCUGGUGACGUCAGCUAUUACUGGUCAGUGAAAGGCACUGCCACCCAUAUGCAGGGGACAUCUAAGUUUAGGUAUGUGUUCCCAAAAGCAGGUGAACAUGAGGUCAAAGUCACAGCCCAGAAUCUGGUGAGCCGAAAAGAGGCCGUCAUUUUGAUUGAGGCUUUGGAGAGAAUACAGGGCCUUCAGAUCUCCAGUCAGAACCAGACACCCAUGGUGUACAUACCAACCAGAGAAUGUGUCUUUCUCACUGCUUCAGUUACACAUGGUUCAAAUGUGACUUAUCAUUGGUUAGUGAACCAAACGGGCGUAACUCAAACAGCCAGUGUUGGGGAGAGCUUUCAACUGUUUGCUGAAUCUCUGGGUAAUAUCUCUGUUCAGCUGACUGCUUCCAAUGGACUUAGCAAGAUGACCAGCUGCUUUGAUCUGAAGGCAGUGGAAAGGGUUUCAGGGGCAAGAAUGUCAAUGGUUAGUGACACCGUGUCGGUUGGGAAACCUGUCAAUAUAUCUGUAACCUUGGAUACUGGAUCUGACCUGCAGUAUCUCUGGAAUGUAAAUUCAGACCUUUUACCCAUACAGACUGAUGUUCCUUUUCUUCUUUACAUGUUUGAUGCUCUAGGUCAUCCUCGUGUGAGUGUGUCGGUCCAGAAUGUUCUUGGUUCAAUCAGUGUCACCAAAUAUUUCACUGUCCAGGAGGAGGUUAGAGAGAUAGACUUUCAGAUAAAUGGAAAAACACAUCCAUUCUUUAUAAUUCCAAAUCAUCCAGUUCAGCUCAGUGGGUAUGUUCGUAAAGGGAGUAGUCUGCACUGGGAGUGGAAAGUUGAUGAGUGUACUGGAGUUACUGUGGUUUUGGCCAAUAAUCAGUCAGUUAUCUACAAUUUUAAUGAUGUAGGGGUCCAUAAAGUCUCUCUGAAUGUCUCAAAUAAUAUUAGCUGGCAUACAGUCUCACACAAAGUAACCAUCCAGGACAUUAUUCAGGGUUUCACGAUUAACCUUAGUGGGUCUACAGUCUGCGCUAAUGAUCAUAUUGUUUUUACACCAGUAUUUUCUAAAGGAACCAGUGUCAGCUUUUCAUUAGCCAUUGAUGAAGUUGAGUCCUCAUAUGACCUUGCUGAGGGAAAUGUCACCACCUCCACCCUCCCGGUUGGGUCUCACUGUAUCAUAGCUAAAGCCUGGAACCAGGUGAGCAACUCACAGAUUUCAUUGGCUGUCCAUGUGGUUGAGAGGAUCCAUGGGUUACGAUUGGUCAACUGUUGUUCUACUGCUCUGGACAUUUUGAAAGAGAUUCAUUUCCAAGCUGAUGUCAUAAGUGGAUCUCCAACUGACUACAUCUGGACGAUCCAAUUAGAAGGGUUCAAGCCUUUACAAGUCACUGGAAAGGAAGUGAUGUAUUCCUCACCUGGUAGUGGUUUGUUAUAUGUGAGUGUGAUGGCCAGCAAUGGCUUUUGCUCUGAAACCCUCAAUGAGACAGCCAUUGUUCAGGUACCUGUGAAGGAGGUCAAGAUAGUUUGUGAUUCUACAGAAAUAUUUAGUGACUAUAGUGUCACCUUUCUUGUCAAAGCAGAUGGUGGCAGCAAUUUAAGGUUUCGGUGGGACUUUGGAGACACAAAUAAAGAAGUUGUUGUCACAGAAUACAAUACAGUAGACCACAUUUAUGUCACCCCUGGGGAAUACAUUGUCCAAGUCACAGCUUUUAAUAACAUCAGCCAGGUCUCCACACAACUGCGUAUAGAGGUGAGAGAACUCCAGUGUUCCCUCCCUAACGUCACCUUAGUCCAGAGCCAAUCCACAAUCCUCAAGUCUAGACCUGGCUACUUUGAAGCGAGAGUAGAUGCCAAAGGUUGCACCGCAUACAAAACCAUGUACCUAUGGGAAGUGUUUAGUGGGUCAAGCAGUCACCCGAUGACACAAAGCAGUGGAUACCCAAUAACACAGGACAGCGGUGGACAUCAAGUGAACUUGACUAGCUUGGUGGAUGUGACCACACCACUGUUGUCCCUCCCUAAGCAGGCCCUUGAGGUGGGCCAGUACACCCUGAAGUUCACUGUCUCUCGCCAGAGCAGCCCUCUAUGUCUGUACAGGACGUCCAGGCUGUCUGUGGUCCACAGCUCCCUGGUACCCAUAAUCAGCGGCGGAUCGCACAGACUGGUGCCCAGCCACAGUGACCUGUUCCUGGAUGGAUCAGAGUCCCAUGACCCUGAUGUAGAUCUGGAAGAAGACGGGGAACUGAAGUUUCUCUGGGACUUAAUCACUGAGAACCCCACUGAGAGGUGGUCCCAGGACCAGAACCAAUUUGUAGGGUGUGAGAACCGCACGUUGAUGGUCGCCAGUGGGAGGCUACAGCCGGGCCGGGACUACCUGUUCACCCUCACUGUACACAAGGAAGGGAGGGGACCCGUCUCCACUACACAGUCUGUGACGGUGUCUCCAGUUGCAGUGCUUCCCGUUAGUGUAGAGUGUGUUUCCUGCAGUACUCAGUCUGGUUUCCGCGUCAGCCACAGUCGCCCUAUAGUGCUCUCAGGUCGCUGUGACCGGUGUGGGCACCCUGUUCAGUACAAAUGGAGCGCGGAGGAUCAAAACGGCAUGAACCUUGACCUGAAUGAGGUCAUCACCACCACACAAGGUCUCUCUCCUGACCUAGUGGUCCGACCGGGGGUUCUGCAAGCAGGAUAUAACUACACCUUCACCCUAAAUGUUACCCAUAUUACUGGAGGUCGAUGGGGUUGUGCCAGAAUAACCCUCCUUCCCAACCUUCCACCCCAAGGAGGAGUAUGUACUCUGACCCCAGGUCAUGGAGAAAUCAUACAGCCGCUUGAGACUGUGGUCACAUACAACUGUUCAGGUUGGCUGGAUGAGGACAGUGAAGAUUCUCAGCUUAUCUACACACUCCAAGUGGCAUUGUCAUGCUCAGGUUGGGACCAAGAAGGUGCCCUGUUUACCCUCUACAGGGGUACUCAGUGUACAUUUGGCAGCUUGGUUCCUCUUGGGGAGGUGGGUCCAGAGAAGUACCUGUCAGUCAUCUUUGUGAUCCUUCAAGUCGAGGACAGCCUGGGGUCAAAGGUCACCGCCCUCAACGGAACUCUAAAAGUGCUGAGACCUGGGGACGGAGACGGGAUCACAGAGUGGCUGAGAAACAAGAGCCAAACAGAAUUCUGGGGUUUACUGCAACAGGGGAAUCCUCAGCAGCUCAUUCCAUUUUCCAUCGCCCUCAGCAGCCAGCUCAACCAGGUGGAUGAGGCUUUGAGUGAGCAAGAUCUCAGGUACAGAAGGGAGAUCAGGGCGAAUGUGACACUGGCACUGUCCUCUCUGCCGGUCUCCUCUCUUCAGGUUGCAGCCCAGAUCAGCUCAGCCUUGGCCCAGUCCACUGCAGUGCCCAGUGAGGUAGUGUGUGAGGGCUGUCAGGAGCAGGUUUUAGAAUCCGUGGGGAGAAUGAUCAAGGUUUUGGAAAAGUGGAACGGACCACGAGACGACACAACUAUAGAGACGGGCAAGAACAUUCUUCAGGUUAUCGGCAGUUCCUUGGCCGCUGUGUCUGACCCCAACCUCCUCUCAUCUGCUCCUCACACGCACGUCAGAGCCUUUGAAGUGGCAGCAUCAGCUCUGGAUCACGCAGGGGCUCUCAUGCGUUCUCUGAUGCGCUCAAGGGCACGGGGCGAGGAAUCCCUCUCUCUCUCAGCCCCACAGAUCAGUGCUGUUGGCUACCAUGGAUACCCUUCAGAACUCCUCUGCACCACCGGUCCCUCCAUCGACACCUGGCAAUCAAACCGAACCAGCCAAUUCAAGACAAAUGAUGAGUCAUAUCCACCACACCACCCCUGCCAGUUCCUCAUCCCUCCUUCUUUCAGUGAACAGCUCCAGCGAGAGGUCCAGGGGUCUGGAGUGGUACAGAUUCUCUUGGGUUUGGAAGGGGGUUCUGAGUUCCUCUCAGCAGCCAACCCACCCAUCUGUACUUCUCUGGCAGCCAUGGAGUUCACCACGCCCCAGGGAAAUCCCAUACCCAUCAAUGACCUGGACACUGACAGUUCUAUCAGGGUCACUUUGCCCAGCAGAUAUACUGUGGGGAGGUUUGAGGCUGGGGAGCAGGGUAAUGGUGGGAGUGGAAGGGGGGACGCUUUUAGAUCUGGGAGUCUGGAUAGAGACCCGAUGGUUCAUUUUACCCUCCCAGCCAAUGGGUGUCUGAAUUUUACAUUGAAGCCAGUAAAGAGCAUGCAUCCCAAUGCCGGACUCUACAUGUCCUUGAACUUUAGUCUGCUUCCAGGAACUUCUCAACUGGGUUCAGGUCAUGUGAGAAUCACUGUGGCCACACAGUCAGGGCAUUCUGCAUCCCAUGAUUCCCUUAUCAGAGAGCUGACCAUCUCCCUCUCCACCCAGUCAGCAAUGGAGAACACCGUCUUCCUCUCUCCUCUACUUAACAGCACAAAGCAAUUUCUCUACGUGAACCUGACAUCCAGCCUGAGAGGAGCUCCAGUCCAGGCCUCAGUGUGUGUCUUCAGCUCCCUAUGCCAAUAUUUCAGCCUGAGGGAGAGACGUUGGAGUUCCGAGGGCCUCUGGCCUCUGGAGGGCAGCACCCUCCAUUCAGCACACUGCCUCACCCAGCACCUCACCAUCUUCGGGGCCAGUCUGUUUGUCCACCCAGACGCUCUGGUGUUACUGCCGCCAACCAGUGGUUCUGUGCGUAACGUGGUAGUUGGGGUUGUAUGUGUUGUCCUGGUCAUUAUCCACAUCCUUCUGGGUCUGAUCGCCCACAAACUGGACCACCUGGAACGCCUGAGACUCUGUCAUGUACCUCUGUGUGGCUGGCCGGGACGCUACAGCUACAGGGUCCUAGUUAAAACAGGCUGGAGACGAGGAGCAGGCACCACUGCGCAUGUGGGCAUCAGUUUGUUCGGGGUGACUAAAAGCGGGUCGCGCCACCUGCAGCAGGAGGGGGCAUUCCAACGGAAUGGUCUGGACCUGUUCCACCUGGAGACAGACAGCAACCUGGGAGAGGUGUGGAAGAUACGCCUCUGGCAUGACAACACAGGUCUGGACCCAUCGUGGUAUGUAAAGCAUGUGGUGGUGUGGGACCCCCAGAGAGACCAUGUUUUCUACUUCCUGGUAGAAGACUGGCUGUCUGUUGAGAAUGACAGGAACGAGGGAGGAGGGACUGUGGAGAAGGAAGUCUUGGCAUCCUGUCCUGAGGAGCUUUUUCAGUUCCGACGUGUUCUCUCCUCCCAGCUGAUGUUUGGAAUCCUGGAACGCCACCUGUGGCUGUCUCUUUGGGAAUGCCCCGCCCACAGCCAAUUCACACGCAGUCAGAGGGUGACAGUGUGUGCCCUCCUGCUACACCUCUUCCUGGCAAUAGGGGCAAUGUGGUAUGGAGCUGUUGGCACACAGGGGCAAAGUGGGCCGGUUUCAGCUAGGCUGCUUGUAACCUCGGAAACAGUUGUUAUAGGGAUGACUGUCGCCGUCAUGGUGUUACCUCUCCAGUGUCUUAUUUGCUUCCUUUUCCGGAAGACCCGCAGCCAGGUAGCUGUGGACAUGUCAGGACCUCCAUCUCCUGUGUGUCAGUCAGUGGAGAUGGAUGUCGAUCUAGGCCAAUCAGAUAUUUCCUGCUCUUCUUUCCUUUCUUUGCCUGGAGGACAUGUGACAUCAGGCCUGGACAGAGACACACCCUCUUCUUUAAUGGGAAGCAAGGUAUUUGAUGCUGAAUUCUGGAAUGCUACUAUCCUGGGAGUAGAGAACGAUGGAGAUGUCAUGACCCUGUGGCCCUCUUGUGACAGUCUCACUGACCUCCAAGGGCAUGCCUUGGAAAUACCCUCUAACACUUUAGGGUCAUCCGUGGGCCAUGCCCGUCUGCUGACGAGGAAAAAGGCCCUAAUGAAGCUGUGCUUGGCCUCUCCUUCCUCAACCCAGUCUCUGGUCUCUCCCUCCUCAACCCAAUCUCUGGUCUCUCCCUCCUCAACCCAAUCUCUGGUCUCUCCCUCCUCAACCCAAUCUCUGGUUUCUCCCUCCAUCUUCUCGUUGUUCUCUCCCGUUCCUGUGUCUCUGUCCCAGUCCCGGUCACAUCUGCUUCCAGAAUGCAUUCACAGCCACAGUCACAACCUGCCAGGCAAUGCCUUAACCCUGUCUGAGGAGGACCUGCUGCGGUCUAUCGACGCAGACGCAGGAGGGACCAACAUUCUGUCAACACCUGACAGCGGUCGCUAUUCUCCCCGGACCCCCUAUCCGUCCCACAUCCAGAGCCAAGGCAGGUCCUGCAGCAGCUGGUCUGAGCUGAGUGUGGACAAACCAUUGUACGGAACAGAGACCCACAAACCUUUCUCUUCUCUUACCUCUCUGUAUGGGACCAGACGUUCCUCGUCUCUCACUAUCGACUCCAUUGCCAGUACCUUCAUCCCCAGUCCCUCCCCUGACUCUUCUGACUCCCCCACACGCAUAGGUGUGGCCCGUGACAAGCCUGGCUGGCUGCUUCCUCCCUGGACCCUGAGUGUAAUUUAUCCCCUGGUGGCAUUAGUACUGGGGGCCUGCCUGGCCAUUGUAGGCCUGUAUGGGAGUUACUUCUCCAACCCUGUGGUUUUAAUGUGGCUCAUCUCAGGCCUGUCCGCCUUCCUCACCUCUGCUCUGAUACUGGAGCCUGUCAAGGUGUUUGUGCAGGCGUUGUUCUAUGCUGUUGUGUUCAGGCCUGUAGACCCUGAGGUGAGUGAUCGGCUUGGACAGGAGUCUGUUGUGAGGAGGGACAGAGGCAGGCAGGGAGGAAAGGUGCGCCCCCCUUGUGGGUUUGGCCUUUUGCAAGCCAAGGAGGAGGCCAGGAAAGUGAAAGCACUACGAUCCAUCAUGAAGCACUGUGUGGGUCAGAUGGGGUUCCUGUUGGUGGUGUUGAUGGUGAACUACCAAGACUGUGUUCAGGAGACCCAGGGGAGACUGCUCCGCACUGCUGUCAAACUUUCGCUGACCUCUGACCCCAACUCCAUGUCCGGGUGGGAGGGGGCAUGGCAGUGGAUGGAUAACACCCUAGUGCCACACCUCCAUCAAAACCCCGCCCUACACCUGGUGGGGUUACCACGGAUACGCCUCACACACACUCCAGACCAAAACAGGCUGUUCUCCUUGGGGAACAACACUAUGGCGACACGACAGCUUCUCUCCAGACUACACAGCAAACGCUGGACCACAGCAGAGUUGAAGACUGUGUCCAUUGACUUCACCCAGUACCAUAGAGGGACCGGUGUGUUUUUGUGUGUGUCUGUUCUUCUGGAGAGGAUCCGAACACACACAGUCCUCCACUCCCUGUCCAUCCUUCCUCUCAUCAUCCCUCCAUCGUCCUCAGGACCAGACCUGCAGAUUGCACUCAUGGUGCUCCUACUUCUCUCUGCACUCUACUUCCUGGGGGCGGAGCUAUGGGCAAUGGCUACAGAGCAUGCACAGUACUUGCGUGAGGGCUGUCACUGGCUCCAGCUCCUCCUGGUCUCAUUGUCUCUGGCAACGGCCACACUGCGAAUUUGCUUCCUGUUUCAGGCUACUUCCUGUCUGUCCCAGCACCACUUCAGACCUGACUCGUUCACUGAGUUCCACAGCGCUGCUCUGCUGGCCAGGAAGUCCAUAGAUAUAUCAGCCAUACUGCUCACUUUGCUAGUAUUCAAGAUGGUGGCUACUCUACGGUUUGUGCGGAGAUGGGUGGUGUUUGGGCGACUGCUUCAGCAGGCAGGGAAGGAGGUGGUUGCUAUAGCUCUGCUGGUGGUACUGUUGAUGUUGCUCUUCUCUCACACUGGAUACAUGCUCUUCUCAAGGUCUGUGGAUGGGUUCCUGUCUGUGAGCCAGGCGGUUGGGUCAGUGCUGUCUAUGCUGCGUGGUGGUCUGGUUCUCCAGAGGCUCAGCGGGGCUCACCCUGUCCUCGGACCCCUAUACACCCUCUCUCUACUGGGGCUGGGAGGCUGGCUGCUGGCCCGCUUCUCUGGAGCUGUGCUGCUCUGCACAUACAGGUUCACACAGGCUGAGAUGUACAGGAUAGCCAUGGAGCCUCAGGACUAUGAGAUGGUGAGGUUUUUUAUCAAGAGACUGAAGCUCUGGAUGGGACUCAUUAAGGCCAAGCAGUUCAGACACAGGGUGAAGUUUGAGGGCGUAGUGGUACCUCCCUCCAGAUCAUCCCGGGAAUCAUGUGUCUCUUCCUCCCUCUCGUCAUUUCUCUCUUCUCCCCGUCCCCUGUCCUCCACCGCCUCCCUGCGGUCCGAGGACUUUGGUUUUUCUGACGCUCCGUCCUUGGAUGUUCAGCCCUACCUGGACCGCCUUCUGCCCCUCGUCGACACUCUCCUCUCACGGUUUGACCGCGUCAACCAGCUGGCCGCAGAUAUUCAUGGUCUGGAGAAGCAGUUAGAGGAGGCUGAGAGCAGCAAGAGGACGAGGAAGAUCCAGGGACUUGGGGGAGAGAGGAGAGAAAGAGGAGGCAGGACAGGUGCGAGGGUGGCUCAUUCUCUCAUCUCCCUCCCUUCCUCUAUACAUUUGUUCGACCCCAUCACCUCUCUCUCUCGCCCCACCUACACCAAUCCCUCCCAGCCUUGCAUUCGCAGCUCUUUCUCUGAGUCUGCCGUUCUCCAGAUUCACCCACUUCCACUCAGAGAUGCCCAGUUUUUUGAGAAAAGGAAGCCCACCCACGGGAGCCCUGUCCUGGGUUUAGACAACGGGUCGUCUAGAUAUCCUGAAGCCAGGCAGUUUCCCAGACGUCGAGCCUGGCAUUCUGGGAGUUCUCAGUCAGCUGAUUCAGCUCAGAGGCCCCUUCAGGCUAUGAGUGGACAAGACAGAGAGGCCAACAUCAGGGCCAGGCCCCAGAGCGAGGAGGGGGGAAGGAGACGCAGCAGCGAGGGGCUGCCUGUCAAGAGACGGGCCUGGAUCUCAGAGGGGCCUGAGACAGACCCAGACUCAGACAGAGGUUCAUGUGCCAACUACUGUUAAACUACUACCAAAAUAUUUAAGGCAUAUUUUUUGUGGAUUUCACGCAUUAUUAGUAUAGAGGAAAGGGUGAAAUAGGGGAGUUUACUGAAAUAUUCAAACCCAUGCUACAGCAGUAUGUGCGCACAGGAGGCAAAUGCUUGGGCCGCUGGACACAACUUUUAAGGUUCAACUUAGCUAUAAAGUUAACCAUUUCCCACAGUUCUCUACCUCAUCCCACUGUUGUCUACCUAAAGUGCUUAGAACGUUUUUAGAUAUGUCACAUACCUAUUCUGGGGCUGUCAACAUUUAUGUGAAUCGCCUACUUUUUUACCUUCAAUUUAGUAAUUUGGAUGUGUAUGUUCAUGUCUUUUGCAAGAUUUUUUUUAUUACUGUGAAAUUUGAAUAAAGUAACACCAUUAUUAAGAAGGAACGGAAUACUCUGCUUUGUGCCGAUCGUACCUUCAGGUAACCAGGACUAGACAGUGGAUCGAAUGUAAAAUAAAUCAUUAAAUAGAGGACGUUGUUUUUCCAAGGAAUAUGUAAUCUGGACCAAAAUGAUAACACCACUGAUAAAGAUCAGCAAGAGUAUAGAUUAAAAAUAUACAAAUACUUUUUGUGUACUUUGUAUGCCCAAAUAAGUUAUUUAUAUUAUUUAAUAGCUUCGGAAAGAUUGGAUUGUUUUCACCUUAUCUUUUGGAUUUCAUUCUCCAAAAGAUAAGGUAAAAACAUUGGCACCCAGGUUUUCAACACCUUCCAUUAGCAUAUUCUGGGAAGUUACCAGAACUGAGCCUUUCUCUAAAAUGUUUCAAAAGAUCAGAGAACAUAUUGGUAUGAAUCUUAGAAUAUUUUGUCUAUACAGUAUCUUUUCAGAUCCUUUUAUUAUGGAAUAUCCACUUGCAACCAAGUUUUAGCCCGGUGGCAGAGGCAACCACAUUUUUGACUAAAAUGACUUGGUACUGGGUAAAAUCCAUACCGCUGUUGACCUUUAAAGGGGCCCAGGACAUUUGGAAGCAAAUC
Molecule: messenger RNA, 13852 nt
Organism: Esox lucius (northern pike)
Lineage: Eukaryota; Metazoa; Chordata; Actinopteri; Esociformes; Esocidae
Gene: pkd1b
Product: polycystic kidney disease 1b
Exons: 38
Coding region: 266-12856 (4196 amino acids)
Biological process (GO): kidney development
Cellular component (GO): membrane
Molecular function (GO): protein binding
Source: RefSeq, a predicted model, not a curated record